AUGAUAGAUAAAGAAAUGGAAAGUUCAGAACUAGGAACUUUGGAGUACUGGCAAGACCGGUAUAAAACUGAAAUGAGGAACUUUUCCAGUCAUGGAGACACUGGAGAGGUGUGGUUUGGAGAUGAUGUUGUCGAUAGAAUAAUCAAUUGGAUCCGUUCAAACAUCCCUCAAAGCCAGAGUAUUGUGGAUGUGGGUUGCGGAAAUGGGCAUAUUCUUAUGGAACUGGCCCAACUCGGCUAUGAAAGUCUGACGGGGCUCGAUUACUCAGACGAAGCCAUUCAAUUGGCUAAGGCCAUAGCCGGUCAGCAAGGCUUGCAGAUAAAGUACCAAGUGAACAAUGCUGUUGAAGGACUGGGCAGUAUCUACGACGUGGUGCACGAUAAGGGAACGUACGAUGCGAUCAGCUUGAGCGAGAACUCUAAAGACGCCUGCCAUAAAUACAUCUCCAGCGUGAAAAGCGCCUUAAAAGAAAAUGGCCAUUUUCUGAUUACAUCUUGCAAUUGGACCCAUUCUGAGUUGGAGGAGCAAUUCAAGGCCUUCUUUGCACUGCACACCAACAUCCCUACAACACAAUUUAAAUUUGGGGGCAAAAUUGGAAGCGUUGUUUCAAUUUGCGUAUUUAAACAUAGUAAAUAAGGCUUAAACAGUUUAAA
Molecule: messenger RNA, 653 nt
Organism: Dendroctonus ponderosae (mountain pine beetle)
Lineage: Eukaryota; Metazoa; Arthropoda; Insecta; Coleoptera; Curculionidae
Product: EEF1A lysine methyltransferase 2
Exons: 1
Coding region: 1-636 (211 amino acids)
Biological process (GO): peptidyl-lysine monomethylation; peptidyl-lysine dimethylation
Cellular component (GO): cytoplasm
Molecular function (GO): protein-lysine N-methyltransferase activity
Source: RefSeq, a predicted model, not a curated record